AUGGUUGAAGUGGAAGUGGUGGUGGAGGAUGAAGAUGAAGUUGUGGUUAUUCCAAGCAACUUUUCAAUGGUUGAGGACGGAAUAUAUCGCUCUAGUUUCCCUCGAUCUUCCAAUUUCUCUUUUCUUGAAACCCUGAAUCUUCGAUCCAUCGUAUACUUGUGCCCCGAACCCUAUCCGCAACAUAAUUUAGAGUUUCUUGAAUCACAAAAUAUUCGGCUCUUUCACUUUGGUAUUCAAGGCAAGACGGAUCUUACUGUCUCCACUGUGAGGGAUACUAUUUUGAAGGCUGUCAAGGUUUUAAUUGAUGUGACAAAUCACCCGGUUUUAAUCCACUGUAACCAAGGAAAGCAUCGAACUGGUUGCGUUGUUGGUUGCCUGAGAAAGUUGCAGAAUUGGUGUUUAGCUUCAGUGUCUGAGGAGUACAAGAAAUUUGCUGGUGCUAAAUCCAGGACAACAGAUUUAAGGUUCAUAGAAACAUUUGACGUAUUAACCCUGAGACAGAGUCUUAACACCAUCAUCUACCAGUACCUAGCUUCACAGAAGCUGAGAUUGAUGUACAUAGAUGAGAAUUCACAGAAGUCCCAGUUGACAUAA
This is a messenger RNA of Cajanus cajan (pigeon pea), 594 nucleotides long. RefSeq names its product inositol diphosphatase DSP3. NCBI's taxonomy places the organism in Eukaryota, Viridiplantae, Streptophyta, Magnoliopsida, Fabales, Fabaceae. The record is from RefSeq and is a predicted model, not a curated record. Gene Ontology annotation, biological process: protein dephosphorylation. Gene Ontology annotation, cellular component: cytoplasm. Gene Ontology annotation, molecular function: phosphatase activity.